AUGGGUUGCCUCACUCACCGCAAAAAGGUCAUUGACCAACGUGCCGAGCAGAAAUGGGACUAUAUCAACCUCAACGACUUCAAGUCACGAGGAUGCCUCACUCCGUUCGCGUACUUUUACCUGUGGCUCAUGUUGAUCAUCUCCCUCGCCGUCUACGGCGUCGAUAUGUUCACUGCCAUCAACCUCCUGGCUUUCGACCGCUGGUCCUCCGAAAUCGACCCCGCCAUCGACUUCAAGAUCUCCAAGUGGAUCUUCUCCAUUUCCAUCAUCGCCUCCUUUGUCAAUCUCGCCUUUGAGCAUUUCCGGGCGCACCGCGUUAUGAAGCGAGGAAACGUAGCUGAAUGCUACCUCGACACCAUUGCCGUUCGCCUCGAGAGUAUCCGAUUCGGAAAGGGCCAGGGUUGGAAGCGUUUCUUGGUCUUUGCCGAACUCACCAAGAGUAAGAAGGGAGCCGAGUAUAUUGCUCUGUUCACCUACUUCAGCUUUCAAUCCUGGAUUCGUGUACUGGUCUGUUCGGGACCUCGUCAGGUCGUCAACGCAUUGACUCUCAAGUCUGUCUACGACGCCAAGCUUGCUGUUCACGAAGUCUCCGUCGAGGGCUCUCUGCUGGGUUUCUUUGAUAAGAUUAAGACGCUUGCCACGGAGGAUUACCAGCAGGCUCUCAUCCUGUCGGGUAUGGUCUUCACCCUACUCAUUUGGGUCUUCUCCGCUCUCUACCUCAUCAUGGCUGUCCUCUUCUACGUCUUCUUCCUCUUCCACUGGAUCCCCAAGGCCGAUGGAGGUCUCUCGGGCUACUGCGAGCGCAAGGUCACCAAGGCCCUCAUGAAGAUUGUUACAGUCAAGGUCAACAAGGCGUUAGCGAGACAGGAGGAAAGCAAGAGAAAGGCAGAAAUGAAGGCGGCCAAGAAGAAUGGUGAAAAGAUGCCCCUGGAGCGACAGGCCACUCUGCCGACUCUACCCAAUGUCGGAGACCCAGACAAAUUGGCCGAGAUGCCCAUGUUUGGCCGCAACGACACCUUCGCGACACUGCCCGCCUACGAGUCUCGUCCCGGGACCCCCGGCAGCAUCGAGCUCAACUCCAUGGACCAGAAACGCCCCCUGCCCUCGAGAAUGGGCACCACCACUUCCACGGCCAGCUACUCGUCGCGCGCACCUCUUGUUGGCGGCGCUGCCGACUUUGGAUACCAGCGCUCGGGCUCUCCGGCUCCUUCUCUGCCACCCAUGGACUUGAACAACUACCCUCCUCAGCGCCCUAGCACUUCCAACUCGCAAAGGAGCUUCCGGCCUCAAAUCUCUCACGUGCAAACCAACUCACAGAGUUCUCUCCGUGGUGGUUUCUCGGAGAGCCCCUCUACAUACUCUCCCGACACGAUGCCACCCUUCCCUCCGCCUGUGAGAUCCAACACUGGCCGAUCGGUAGAAAGCUUCAGAUCGCAAAGACAAAACACGUACCAGAGUGACCGUGGCACGCCGGCGCCCAGAGGCACCUACGACGACUACUCGAACCAGUCGAAUGGACGGGCCAGCCCCGCACCCUCAGCAUACUCAGGCCGCGCUCCUGCACCCAUGCCCCGUGGUCCCGGUCCGCUCAACAACACCCCGUACCAAGCGUACCAGCCGUUCAACCCGCAACGGAGCGCGACUGGCCCGGUUCCGCCCCGAGGCCCGCCGAAUGCUCCCACGCGGAACAUGACGGCGCCCGUGCCUCCCCGGCCACAGGACGACUACUUCAACCGUCCUGGCACCUCACAGAGCCAGCGGCCGAGCCCUCGCGGCCCUGGGUACGGCUACAACAACGAUGUAGAAUCUCAGAGGGAUCCGCGGUACUAG
This is a messenger RNA of Colletotrichum abscissum, 1830 nucleotides long. RefSeq lists its product as uncharacterized. The transcript has 3 exons. Lineage: Eukaryota; Fungi; Ascomycota; Sordariomycetes; Glomerellales; Glomerellaceae. Gene Ontology annotation, molecular function: potassium ion transmembrane transporter activity. Bases 1 to 1830 code for a protein of 609 amino acids. Gene Ontology annotation, cellular component: plasma membrane. The record is from RefSeq and is a predicted model, not a curated record. Gene Ontology annotation, biological process: potassium ion transmembrane transport.